Kockovaella imperatae is the source of this 1095-nucleotide messenger RNA. RefSeq lists its product as hypothetical. Gene Ontology annotation, biological process: protein lipoylation. NCBI's taxonomy places the organism in Eukaryota, Fungi, Basidiomycota, Tremellomycetes, Tremellales, Cuniculitremaceae. The record is from RefSeq and is a predicted model, not a curated record. The transcript is spliced from 5 exons. Gene Ontology annotation, molecular function: lipoyl(octanoyl) transferase activity. Bases 1 to 1095 code for a protein of 364 amino acids. Gene Ontology annotation, cellular component: mitochondrion.
AUGGCGGCGUCUUCGCAAUUCGGGUUCAGGUCUCUCAUAUCAUCAACAGCCUCAUGCUCGAAACUGAUCAGCCCAAGAAACCCUCGCUCGAACACUCGCGCUAGACCUUUUCAGACAGCCUCGCACGAUCUUGCAUUUGCUCGACCGUCGACUCGAACCUAUUCUACGGCUGAAUCAUCUCCAUCCUGCUCGACUUCAGGAUUCAAUACUAUUCUACCGCCCAUCCGCUAUCAUAUCUUUCAGAACCCAUUACCGUACACGAUUGGACUGAGACUGCAGAAUGAGCUCGUUGCGAAGCGUAUCGAGUGGAAACGGAAGAAAGGGGGAGGAAGGGGAACUGGCAUAUUGACGAUAUUGAAAUACCUAGAACACGUUCCAACCUAUACUACUGGACGUCGGGAUAAUUCUCCCAAUCCUGAUACGUUACAUCCAGAGGAGAAGAAGGUUCAGCAUGUCGGCGCUGAAUUCCACAUUACGAAGCGAGGCGGUCAAGUGACGUAUCACGGUCCGGGACAAUUGGUCGGAUACCCUUUAUUCGACCUCAAUGCCAUGGAGAUGCCCACUCGAUGUUACGUCGAUUACCUUCAGUCUCUCCUUGCAGAUUAUGUCCGAUCGAAAGGUAUCGAAGGGGUCGUUGCACCUCAUCCAGAGGGGCAUGUCGGUAUUUUUGCUUCCCCCACAGAAAAGGUAGGAUCUAUCGGUAUCCAUCUCCAACAUCGGAUCACCUCUCAUGGGUUCGCCAUGAACAUUACGCCAGAACCGCUCGCAUGGUUCGACCUUGUCCUGGCAUGUGGCCUUGCCGAUGUGAAGGCCGUGAGCUUACACGAUCUCAUGGUCAGAUCGGCCGUCAAUGAUGGCGUCUUGCCGAAUCCUACGCCGGGCGUCAAGGAUGUCGCAAGUGAGCUCGUCCAGAGGUUCAGCGAGAAGUUUUCGAGGCCACUCCUGGAUCUGAGAGAGAGAUCACGGAACAAGGGCGCGAAGGUGUACAGGGAGAUGAUUGGUCGUGCUGAGGACGAAGCGAAACAGUUCAAUGUAGAGGCUGGAGGAUGGCCUUCUGAGCCAGAUCUAUCGCGACAGCGAGAGCUGGGGUCAUAG